Messenger RNA from Lentinula edodes (shiitake mushroom), 2888 nucleotides. RefSeq names its product Cas1p-domain-containing protein. Lineage: Eukaryota; Fungi; Basidiomycota; Agaricomycetes; Agaricales; Omphalotaceae. The transcript is spliced from 6 exons. Bases 139 to 2604 code for a protein of 821 amino acids. The record is from RefSeq and is a predicted model, not a curated record.
UACAUAAUAAUUACUCCUGACAGUAAUGUGUGAACAACGGCUUGUACGCCAAACAGCCAUUGUCAGAAAACCAAACUUAAAACUAGAUCAACACCUUUCCUGCACCUUUCUUGGGCUGGUCUACAGGGGGCCUGAAUCAUGGUGGCAACGAAGACGCGAUAUACUCUAAAUCCCUCAUUUUCUCAUCUUGUAGGAGUCGCAGUCAUCUUGAUCUCGUUAUGUAUUGGGAUUGGAAGACAAGUAGUGUUUGACUGGUUCGACCCGUUGCAUUGUAAUGCAUUGAUUAACAGAGGCAGUUGGUUGGAUUCUAACAAGGAGAUAUGGCAGCCAGAUGGCUGCAUGCUCCAUCAAUACAGUCCACAGACUGCUGGGAGUUGUCUUGGAAGUCGACAAACAAUAUUUAUCGGUGAUUCGGUGACACGGAGGCUAUUCUACCAGUUUGCUCAUCUGCUAGACCCCUCUCUUCCCACUGCACCAAAAGAAGACGGACUUAAGCAUGCUAAUCACACACUACACGCUACCUCUGGUAGCCUUGUGUCGUUCUAUUGGGACCCUUUCCUAAACUCGAGCCAUACAUUCGAUAUUGUCUCCAAAGGAAUCGCACUACAGAACCACUCGAACACGUACGGCUCUAAGCAGCCGGCGUUGCUUACGCUCGGUGGUGGUCUGUGGAAUUUGCGAUACAGUGACCUUUCAGGGGGAUUGCCUGCUUGGGAAGCUAAUAUUGAGAAUCUCAUCCAUUCCCUUCCUAGCGAGGGCCCAUCCGACAACAUUGUGUUUCUUCCUGUCGAAGAAAUAAUACCAUCUAAAUUAUCCCCUGACAGAGCAAAGACUAUGCAUUCUUCAGAUAUAGACGCCAUGAACUCGGAUCUAUAUCACAGGAUUUACACCUCCCAUCCUGUAGUCGUGCAUCCCAAAGCCAACCUUCCCAUCGCGCUUCCACUCGUUUUCAACGAGAUGCUGGACUCCUCUUAUACCCAAGAUGGCAUACAUUUCUCUGAUUCUUUAAUCAGAACGCAAGCGAACAUCCUACUCAACCUCCAUUGCAACGAGAAGUUACCCAAGCACUUUCCCAUGGACGCGACCUGUUGUCGCAGUUAUCCGUCACCUGGGUUAUUGCAACUCAUGUCUAUCACGGUUCUCUUCGGAUUGGGCGUCUACCAACUCUGGAUAUCCCGACCAGAAGAUCGUUCAAUCAGUGGCUGGUGUUCAGUAAUCGAAUCAUCGCCUCUCUUCGUAAUGGGGGUAGCAAUUUUGCUUAUUUUCUUGGCAGACCGCACUGGUCUAUGGUUGAAGGAACAAAAAUUGUUUUCUGCGUGGACAUUUGGGCUUUUGUGUCUAAUAAGCUUGGGUGCUGGUCUUCUAACUAUCAAGUCUUCCGAUAAAGACUUGGGCUUCUUGAAUCGCGAGCAAACAGACGAAUGGAAAGGCUGGAUGCAAGUUGCCAUCCUAAUCUACCAUUACCUCGGCGCCUCCAAAAUUUCCGGCAUAUACAACCCCAUUCGUGUCCUUGUCGCUGCCUAUCUCUUCAUGUCUGGAUACGGACAUACCACGUUCUAUCUCAAAAAAGCCGAUUUUGGAUUCCUGCGUGUGGCUCAAGUUUUGGUUCGGCUGAAUUUACUGACUGUGGUACUCGCUUACACGAUGAAUACCGACUAUCUUUCCUACUACUUCGCGCCCUUGGUAUCGUUGUGGUACAUGGUUAUAUAUGUCACAUUGGCAGUUGGAUCGCGCUUCAACGACCGUACGCCUAUUCUCGUCGGAAAAAUCCUUCUCUCCGCGGCGCUUGUGACUCUUUUCUUCCAUACACUCGGGCCCUUGGAAUUUCUUUUUGAAAUUCUCGCUCGUAUAUUCGGAAUACAGUGGUCAGCGAAGGAAUGGGCUUUCCGGGUGAAGCUCGACCUCUGGAUUGUGUAUGUUGGCGUGUUUGCUGCCGUAGCUGUUAUCAAGAUUCAAGAAUUUCAGUUGACCGAUUCUCCGCGGUGGCACAUGUUUCAAAAGAUUGCCGUUGUUCUCUCCGCCCUCGUCAUAUCGUGGUUCUUGGUAUUCGAAAUCAACCAGGAAUCAAAGUUUACCUACAAUUAUUGGCACCCUUACAUUUCCUGUCUUCCCGUAUUAGGGUUUGUCGUACUGAGGAACGCGAACGCAACCCUCCGCGCCGCCAACUCCCAGAUCUUCGCCUUCAUUGGUCGCUGCUCUUUGGAGACCUUUAUUAUCCAAUAUCAUCUAUGGCUCGCUGCAGACACCAAAGGAGUUCUGCUUGUACUUCCCGGUACACGAUGGCGCCCACUCAACUUCAUCAUAACCUCUAUUAUGUUCGUUUAUAUUUCCAACCAAGUUGCACAUGCCACAGGGGCGUUGGUUACGACACUGUGCGGGCAGAAACCGAAAGCAACCGCAUUGCCUAUUACCGCAUCUGCGGAUGGACCCUCCCACCCUCGACGUUGGGUUGAUCGUUUAGCAGAUGGUGCUGUUGCUUCUUCCCCGCGUCAGGCCUCAUUUUACAAAUUGUGGGAGAAACCUUUGAAUGCUAACUAUGGAACAAGGUUGGCUCUGAUUGGUGGGAUCAUGUGGACGUUGAACUUGCUCUGGCCAAAAUCGUGAACUCACGGACUGGACAUUCGUACUAUAAUACAUGGCAUAUGAUAAUGAGGUAUACAGUAGUAAUAGUAUGACCUGUGAACAAUGAGGAACAAUGUGAGUAAAAAAAUCAAACAAAACGGAGAGAGAAUUCAGUAUUAGCAUGGAAAAUCUUCGAGCCCCGUCCUUAAGACGGGAUCAGUGCUUGACUUCUAGAUAUUUUACAUCAUACUGAAAAGGUGAAAGAAUAUCUACUCACUCUCGGUAAGAGUUGCAACGGUAACACGUCAAGCGCCAAGACCUGACUG